Molecule: messenger RNA, 482 nt
Organism: Rasamsonia emersonii CBS 393.64
Lineage: Eukaryota; Fungi; Ascomycota; Eurotiomycetes; Eurotiales; Trichocomaceae
Product: Benzoate 4-monooxygenase cytochrome P450
Exons: 1
Molecular function (GO): heme binding; monooxygenase activity; iron ion binding
Source: RefSeq, a predicted model, not a curated record
UUGCGCCCUACGACAAGGUCAAGCAUCUGCCGUAUCUGCGCGCCUGUCUGGACGAGUCGCUGCGGCUGUUCCCGCCGACGUCGCACGGCCUGCCACGGGAGACGCCGCCAGAGGGGAUGGAGAUCCUAGGCGAGUGGGUGUCAGGCGGCGUGUCAGUGAGCAUGUCAGCGCUGGUAGCCCACCGCGACGAGCGCGUCUUCAAGGAGGCAGACAAAUUCAUCCCAGAGCGCUGGCUGGGCGAGGAGGGCAAAGCCCUGCAGCCGUAUUUUAUCGCCUUCUCGGCAGGCGCGCGCUCCUGUAUCGGGCGUAACAUCUCAUAUCUGGAGCAGACCAAGGCGGUGGCUAGCAUCGUCCAUCGCUACGACUUUGCGUUGCCGCAUCCGGACUGGGAGUUGAAGAGGCUGGAGACGAUGAAUCUGAUUCUGGGAGAGAUGCCGGUGAAGAUAUGGCGGAGGCAGCGGAAUACUGAGGUGGUGGCUUGA